CUUGGAAUUUCCACUUUCGGUUUGUCACAAACUAUUUGAGGAUGUGCAUUUGCUUCCGUAAAUAAUUUUUGGCGGAUAUGAAUGAUAUCAGACAAAUUUUGCAUAAUGAAUAAAGAAAAAAUACCAAGAACGCUGCCAAAAAAGGGAGAAUCUUCGACACACAUGAGUCAUGUAGGAAUUCAGACAAUUGAAAAGGAAAAUGCCAAAGUACUCAUAGCACUUUUCGAAGAAGACCUGAAACGUUUUAAUGCAGCAGAUGACUGCAUUACAAUAAAAAUCGACAAAGCAAAUCAGCAAGUUAAAAUCUCCAGCAACAAGGGUCCUCCUUACGCGGAAAACAAAAAAGAUCAAAUCAUCAAAAUGUGUAGUAAAGUUCAAAACGAUGUAUUCAAAGUAGAUAAUAAUAGGGAAGAUGAAAUUGAAAAGGUACGUAAACAUCUAGAGAGUAAUACAAUAUACUUCACGGAAUCUCAAGUAAAUAAUGCCCGCCUGUUUCGAAUGAAGACGAGAACAUCAUCGUUAAUGAAAAAUUGCAUGUCGGAGCUUAAUCAAUUACUUGGACGACAAUUCGAAAAAUCGCUAAAGGGAAAAUUAGUUGGAGCAACAGAAAUGAAAGUAUUAGAAGGAAAGUGUGUGGACGAAGAAGCAAAAGUAAAAAGCUCUCCUCAUCAAAACAUCUCGCAGCGAGAUCAAAGAAACGUUCAAACAAAACAAAAACAGGAAAGCUCAAAAAACCAAGCUGGAUCUUUGCGAACAGAGAAUGCUACUCUUGUACACAAGAAACCCUCUCAUACAGAAAGCAAAUUAGAUGUACCGCUUAAAAAUGGCUUGAGAUUCAUGGUUUAUGUUCAUGAUAUCACCUCUGCAUCUGUCGAAGCUAUAGUUAAUCCAGCAAACGAGGAUUUAGCCAACACGGGCGGAUGCGCACAAAUCAUAUCAACUGCAGCAGGGCCAAAGUUUGAAUCAGAUUGCAAAAAAAUAAUAAUGAAAAAGAAAAGAAUUAAAGUAACGGAAAAUGAAAUAUCCGGACCGGGAAUAUUGCCUUUUAAGUGCAUCAUCAACACUGUGGGUCCACAGUGGGCAUCAUAUGACGACAAUCACAAAUUGAGUUGCUUGGAUGAUCUCUAUUUCACUAUUAGAAAGGUCUUGGAUACAUCGGAAAAAGAGAAAAUUAAAUCUGUUGCCAUACCUCCAGUUAGUUCAGGUAUAUUUGGAGUUCCCAAAGAACUGUGUGCCCCAAUAUAUGUUCAAGCCAUCGUAGAUUACGAUUUCAUGAAGAAAAAAUGUCCCCAAGAGGUUCAUUUAGUAGAUCUUUCCGAUGAAGUAUUAACCCUUACUUGCAAAGCAUACCAAUCAUAUACAGAAGACCCAAAACUGAUCAUGCCGAAAGCCAUUCUGAGGAAGUACCAAGAGAAAUUCAUCAAAGAAAAUGCUUCAAAACAAGCAAAAACAUCUGAAAAAGACCCAUCACAAAAUAUUUGCAGAUUUCUAAAACAUGACAAUAAAAAAGCUAUUUAUGAGAUGGGAAGCGGAGUGAAGAUUUUGAUAUACAGAGAUGAUUUGGUAAUGUUGAAAGGAAUUGGAACCCUUGUAUCUGCCGAAAACAGUGCAUUCACAGGAAGUGGCGCAUUAGCAAAAAGCAUAUUGCAGCGUGCAGGACCGUCCUAUGAAAAAAACCAUAAUCAGGUGCGUCGUGACUUAAGAGAUAAGCGUUUUGCUAAGAAUACUCUGAGAACUCUGGAUGCUGGAAAAUUAGACUACAGAUUUGUUAUUAACGCAAUUGUGAACCGGUUUUCGGAGGAUGUUGAUCGUAAAGAUGACGAGUUACUUGAUCUCAAGAUGACAACGUUUAAAGUUCUUACACAUGCUGAUUACUUGUGCAGAAAUGAGAAGAAGUCAAAGAAUCUCGAAAAAAUAGCAAUGCCACUGUUAGGAGCUGGUGUGAUAAGAAAUCCUCGAAUUUUAGAAUUGUUGUGUUUCUGUGUAUAUCAAGGAAUUCAAGGAUUCUUCAGUAAUCCCAGGGCGUUAAAAGAAAUUCAUCUGGUCAGUUUUAAUGAUGAAACGCACAGGGCUUUCACAAAGGUUUUUAUGGAUGUUACCUCCAACAACUUUCAAAGAUAUCGAGAUCCUCCGCCAACAAAACGUCCGUUGUCUGCGUCGUUAAGAUUAACGGAUGAAAGCCAAGAAGAAAGAGCCCCCGUUGACGUUUGGAAAAUGGAGAAACCAAAUACCGAUACACGGGAUUUGAAAAAAUAUUUAACAUCUCCAACGUCGAAUACGGAUGACGAUGAUUGCAUUAUCUGCUUGACACCAUUCAUAAACCCGGUGUCACUAAAGAGCUGUCAUCACAUUUUCUGUGAAGAAUGUAUUAGCGAGUUCUUUUCACAAAAACCAGUUUGUCCCAUUUGUAAUACAAUGUACGGGAAAAUAUAUGGCGAUCAACCUAAAAUUGGGACCGCCACCAUUUUCAAAGAGAAAAUACAACUUCCUGGAGAAGAUUGCAAGGACGCUUGGGUUAUAAUGUAUGAAUUUCCAGAUGGGAAUCAAGAGGAGUGUCACCCAAAUCCGGGAUAUCCCUACAAGGGGACCCGGCGGACGGCCUAUUUACCCGCUAAUGAGAAGGGUACCACUGUUCUACACAUGCUGGAGAGAGCCUUUAAGCAGGGCCUGACUUUCACCAUUGGUUUCUCUAGAACCACGGGACGUAACAAUGUCGUGACGUGGAAUGACAUUCAUCACAAAACCAGGAGGAGCGGCGGACCGGAAAGGUUUGGUUACCCUGACCCUGAUUAUCUUGAGCGUGUUCGAGAGGAGCUAGAAGCCAAGGGGAUCACGGUUCAAGCGGAAGAGGGUAAACCUGGAAAAGAUAAAAAGUAGGGGAGAAAAACUAACCUCCAUACAAACCUUGAGCAUAUCAUAUGUGGAUUAUUUUACUUUGAAUAAUGGAUCAUGGAUUGGUUUUUUGAAACCUUUAAAAGUUGAGAUUAUAUUGUUUUCAGUCACCGGAUUUUAAUCAUGGCAAAUAUUAGAGUUUGUAUUGUUAUAUAUACAUGCAAUAUUCACUUAUUAUAUAUUGAAUUCAUAUCGUUUAUUUUCUUAAAGUGCACAAAUAGUUAAACAUGUAUUACAGAUUAUAAAUGUUUUGAUUUUUUACUUUGAUUACAGUUUAGACAAGUUAACUUGUACAUUAUUUUUAGCUCACCUGAGCUGAAAGCUCAAGUGAGCUAUUCUGAUCACAUUUUGUCCGUCGUCCGUCUGUCUGUCCGUCUGUAAACUUUUUACAUUUUGAACUUCUUCUCUAAAACCGCUUAUCCAAUUUCAACCACGUUUGGCACAAAGCAUCUUUAUGGGAGGGCGAAUAUAAAUUGCAGAAAUAAAAGUCCGAUCUGUUUUCAAAGCGGAGAAAACCUUGAAAUUGUAGAAAAAGGGGGGUGCAUUUUUAAAAAUCUUCUUCUCAAGAACUACCGAGGCAAAUUCAACGUAGUUUAGCAUAUAUUAUCCUUAUGGGAAGGAAAAUAUAAAUUGCAAAAAUUAAGGGGUAAUUCUGUUUCAAAUCUGACUUAUUACGAAAAUAAUAAUAAAGGAAAGGCGUGUUUCAAUCAGUUUAAUAGCUUCGGGCUCGGCAUCCGGUAAAAUGGGUAGGCAAGACUUGGCCAGGGCAAAACAAAAGAUUGGCAGUUAUUAAACUGCCAAUUUCAUUAAAAUUUCAGGAUAUUUGAUGGACCAGUAUAUUUGUAUUCGCUGUAAAUAUUGCUGCAAAAUAAUGCGUAUUUGGAAUUGACGAUUGCCGAUCUGCCCCGGCUUUUAUUUUGCCACGGCCCGGGUUUGCAUACCCAUUUUACCUAGACUCGUAUUCCAUACUUCUAAAACGAGGUUCUUUGUUUAAAGCAGCCAUGACAUUAUACGAAAAAGGGUCGAUCUGACUAUAAUGAAUUUGCUUGUUGUGCAACAGUUCGCGUAUGAAGGGAAAUUUUGAAACAUGCAAAAUAUAUUGGUGCCGAUUUUGUGAAGUAAAUUGAGGCUAAAUAUUUCAAUGCGUUGACAGUUUUCACACAUGACGUUGGUGUUCGCUUGUUCUGAUUUUCGUUUCGUUUUCAUUAUUUAUGCUUUGUAACCUGGAAACUAUCGUCUGUAUUUCGUGAUUUUUACGUAUUAAAUCAAACAGAGACUUCGGUAAAUCAAACAGUUAACUGUUUACGUGCGCAAAUUACAUGUAGGCAAAAUCUGAUGAUGGGGUAGGUGCCUACUGAAAUACAAUUCAUUCUAUCGGUAAUUCGGCAUUAUCUUUUGCGUAAUGAUAGAUUAAUGCAAUAGGUUUUGUUGAGAUGCUCGGCAUUUUCUCGAGUUUAUUCAGUUUAAAUAGAGUUUGAUAUCGCUGACGGAAAUAUGUAGGUAUAUACAUGUAUUUAUAUGAUUCUUUUCGAAAAAAUAAAUUGUGUUCUUUAUUUGUUAUACAUGUAGUGCAUGUUUCUUGUGUUUAAUUGUUUACAAUUUCUAUUUACUAACCAUAUUUUAGUGUUGAGCUUCGAAUUAUAAGCAAGAUACAGAGAUUUGCUCACAAUUCUAUGUUUGUACACAGAUCUUAAAAACUAAAGAUUAAAAAAGUAAAAAAAUUGUCAAUAUUUAUUAAGAAAAUUUUCAAAGUUUGUUCUUCCAGAAACCAACUUUAACAACUUAUUGUAUUGUAAACUUAGCCUUUUUAGCUCACCUGAGGGUGGGACCACAAUGGGGGGUCGAAGUUUAACAAAUGAAUAUAUAGAGUAAAUCUUUAAAAAUCUUCUCAGAAACUAAUCGGUCACGAAAGCUGACACUUGUGUGGAUGCAUCCUCAGGUAGUGUAAACUCAAAGUUGGGAAAAUCAUGACCCCCGGGGGUAGGGUGGGGCCACAAUGGGGGAUCGAAGUUUAACAAAGGAAUAUAGAGUAAAUCUUUAAAAAUCUUCUUCUCAGAAACUAAUUAGCCGGCAAAGCUGAAACUUGUGUGGAAGCAUCCUCAGGUAGUGUAUAUUCAAAGUUCUUUUAAAGUCGUGAAAAUAAUAACCCCUGGGGGUAUGGUGGGGCCACAAUGGGGGGUCGAAGUUUAACAUAUGAUUAUAUAGAGUAAAUCUUUAAAAAUCUUCUUCUCGGAAACUAAUCAGCCAGGAAAGCUGAAACUUGUGUGGAAGCAUCCUCAGGUAGUGUAGAUUCAAAUUUGUGAAAAUCAUAACCCUGGGGGUAGGUUUGGGCCACAAUGGGAGGUCGAUGUUUUACAUAGGAAUAAACAGAGUAAAUCUUUAAAAAUCUUCUUCUCAGAAACUAAUCAGUCAGGAAAGCUGAAACUUGUGCGAAAGCAUCCUCAGGUAGUGUAGAUUCAAAGUUGUGAAAAUCAUGAUCCCCAGGGGUAGGGUGGGGCCACAAUGGGGGGUCAAAGCUUAACAAAGGAAUAUAUAGGGUAAAUCUUUAGAAAUCUUCUCAGAAACUAAUCAGUCAGAUGAUUCUUUAUAAUUGUUAAGACUAAGGGACUAAUGUUUAUAAACAUAAGAAUAUCCAGGGGAAAAUGGAUUUUAUUUAUACAUGAUCUACAUGUAUUAUUGUACAUUGUCCAGAUAGUUUGUAUUAUGACUCCAUUAAGCUGAUUUUAUCAAACCUAUUGUUCCUCAGGUGAGCGAUGUGGCCCAUGGGCCUCUUGUUUUUUUUUAAUCUUAGUCGUUGACAUUUAAAUUUUUUGUGGUAUGAAGGUUUUUUUUUCAAAAUUAGAAUUCUUCUAGUAUGUUUUGUUUGAUUUUUUGUUGUUUUAUUGUUAUAUGUAGUAUUUUUCCAAGUUAAAUUUUUCACACAAAGUGUUUGCAUGUUUACGUAUGUGCACGUUAUAUUAAAAAUAUAAUAUACAUUUUUUGGUUGGAUUUCUGUUACCUGAUUAAAGGCCAAUUAAGCUUUU
Messenger RNA from Magallana angulata, 5915 nucleotides. RefSeq names its product protein mono-ADP-ribosyltransferase PARP14-like. NCBI's taxonomy places the organism in Eukaryota, Metazoa, Mollusca, Bivalvia, Ostreida, Ostreidae. The record is from RefSeq and is a predicted model, not a curated record. Bases 82 to 2877 code for a protein of 931 amino acids. Gene Ontology annotation, biological process: protein ubiquitination; Notch signaling pathway. The transcript has 7 exons.